Messenger RNA from Lineus longissimus, 1651 nucleotides. RefSeq lists its product as uncharacterized. Lineage: Eukaryota; Metazoa; Nemertea; Pilidiophora; Heteronemertea; Lineidae. The record is from RefSeq and is a predicted model, not a curated record. The transcript is spliced from 3 exons. The coding region runs from base 284 to 1456 and encodes 390 amino acids.
UAAUUGUGAGGAAACGUGAAUAAAUCGAGUGUCUUCACUGACAAUGUGGGUCGUUUCGUCUGCUAGGAAAUCCCCUGCCUCUUUAUCAGCUGGUAGAGAUGACGUCAUUUGGGGAAAUACCAAGAUGGAACUUCCUGAAGAAAUUUGACAAAAUUCUGAUAAUUUUCACCAUUUUCCCAGCCCAGAUCUAAUAUAAGAAGUUGAUCACUCGUUCUGGCGAAUCAAUAACACAUGUAAAUUAUUACUAUCUGGGAAGAAUGCAGGUAGUUGUUCUCGAUGCAAGAUGGCAUCCAACAUACUCAACCGUAUUUCUUCCCCUUGCCGUCAGAAAUUUUCAACAAGAAUAUGGCAGGGACUCCGACAUGAUCAUAAAUCUGCUAGUAAAAGAACAUUUCAAUCUCGUGUGUCAAGUUACGAAAACAGGAAAACACUGUUGCCUCAGUCUCAGAUGCAGAUAAGGAACGGCGAUGACAAUUGCCUAUUGGGUCUUCAGCUUAGAAGUUUUUCUACAAUAAGUUGUUCAUUUAAAAUGAUUGUGCUGACUGAGUUCUCUAAGUCUGACUGCUGUAGGGAGCCCAGGCGUCAGUAUUCGAUAGAGUUAGAUUCUACAGAUGUGCGAGGACGUUCUUUAGACAAAAAAAUUUACUUCUUGAUUGAGAAGUGGUACUUGGAAGAAGCAGUCGACCUGGUGAAGCGCUCUGUGUUGUUGGGGGUCCUGCCCAGUGGUAACACCAUGGUCAGUCUUCUCAAACACUUGACUGACGUAGGUGAUGUAGAAAACUCAAUAGAACUUACGAACAUUCUUCUCGAGCAUCAUCUUGUUCUUAAAAAGAAUAUAUUCCCGCACCUUACUAAAGUGUUUUAUAACAGUGGUCUGAUUGAAGAAGGAAUCAAAUUCAUGGAGUUGAAUUACAAUGCAACGAAAAAAUUUCAGGACAUUGAAACUCUUUUUGCUUUGGUUGCUUCACUGACAUUCAGAGAGUUUGCGGAUAAAUCAUACAUGAUAGAGAAGUUUGUCGACGAGUGUGCGGAAGAGGACAAAUAUAGGGCUAUGGCACACCUAUGGAAGUGUUAUAUGCUAGCAGAGCAGUUUGAAAAAGCAGACAACAUUUUGGAGACAAACAAAGAGGAAUUGAAAUCCCUGUUGCCGAUGGUAAUCAAUGAGAUCUGCCAGAUGAAAGACCGAGUGGAGGUCGACAGAGAGGUGGUGAUGUCUCGGUUGUGCGACAUGGAAAACUUAAGCAAAAAGCAAAGGGCCUAUGCAUACGAGACACUGCUAAGUAUUUUAGACUCCAAGCAAAGUUGGAAGCAACUUCUAGACAUUCUGAUGAAAGCUCGUGGCCUGGCAUUACCCUUGCCAAGAAUUCAGGUGGAUCGCUACAUUAAAAACUUGGAAUAUGCAGAAGAAAGGGAGGUGGACAUUGAAGAAUUAAGAAAGUGGUCUCAGAUUUUGUGAUAGUGAUGAUGAUGUCUGCUAUGGUGUGCCAAUGCAAGAGUAAAUGCCAUGGGAUUUCGGAAAGACUUUAUUUUCAAAACCAAGUAUAAAUGAUAUAAAUUGACAUUAACCUGGCUGUGGUUGUGGCAGAAUUGAUUAGUGUUGAUUGCCAAUUACAAAUUUGCAAAUAAAUUGAGUCUUUGUCCUUUGUUGUGA